Molecule: messenger RNA, 8990 nt
Organism: Oncorhynchus tshawytscha (Chinook salmon)
Lineage: Eukaryota; Metazoa; Chordata; Actinopteri; Salmoniformes; Salmonidae
Gene: flnba
Product: filamin-B
Exons: 46
Coding region: 159-8024 (2621 amino acids)
Biological process (GO): actin cytoskeleton organization
Molecular function (GO): actin filament binding
Source: RefSeq, a predicted model, not a curated record
AAAGUGCAGUGCGCAGGCGUAAGGCCACAGAGCGGUGGAAGACUCUGGACCGCAGGACACUGAACAGUUCAAACGCAGCGGAGCCAGCGACAGGAACACAAGACUACAACUCCAAACUAUCUAAGAAAGAAAGCGGGGGGGAAAAACCCGUUAACGAGAUGCCGGUUACAGAGAAAGACUUGGCAGACGACGCGCCAUGGAAGAAAAUCCAACAAAACACUUUUACGCGCUGGUGCAACGAGCACUUAAAGUGUGUAAACAAGAGGAUAGGCGACUUACAGUUGGACCUGAGCGACGGGCUGCGACUUAUCGCCCUGCUGGAGGUACUGAGCCAGAAGAAGAUGUACCGAAAGUAUCAUGCUAGACCUACUUUCCGCCAGAUGAAACUCGAGAACGUGUCCGUGGCGCUGGAGUUCUUGGACCGGGAGAAUAUCCGACUCGUUUCCAUAGACUCGAAGGCCAUAGUGGAUGGUAACAUGAAACUGAUCCUGGGCAUGGUGUGGACCCUGAUCCUCCACUACUCCAUCUCCAUGCCGGUGUGGGAAGACGAGGUGGAUGACGAGGCGGAGAAGAAGACUCCAAAGCAGAGGCUUCUGGGAUGGAUCCAGAAUAAAGUGCCAGACUUGCCCAUCAACAACUUCAGCAGAGACUGGCAGAGUGGCAAGGCCCUGGGAGCCCUGGUCGACAGCUGUGCUCCAGGUCUGUGUCCUGACUGGGAGACGUGGGACAACAAGCCCUCGGACAACGCCCAAGAGGCCAUGCAGCUAGCUGACGACUGGCUGGGCAUCCCUCAGGUGAUUGCACCAGAGGAGAUCAUCGACCCCAGUGUGGAUGAACAGUCCGUGAUGACCUACCUGUCCCAAUUCCCAAAAGCCAAACUGAAGCCUGGUGCUCCCCUCAAACCCAAACUCAACCCCAAGAAGGCCCGUGCAUAUGGACCAGGUCUGGAGCCAGUAGGUAACAGGGUGUUGCGUCCUGCUGUCUUCACGGUGGAUGCGUUCAGUGCAGGUCAGGGACAGGUCACUGUUUACGUGGAGGAUCCAGAAGGAACCAGAGAAGAGGUGAAGGCGGUUCCUAACGAAGGGAAGAAAACCUUCAGUGUCACCUACAUACCCCAGGUUAUGGGUCAUCACAAGGUGACGGUGCUGUUUGCAGGCCAGCAGAUCCCUAAGUCUCCGUUUGAGGUGAGCGUGGACAAGGCUCAGGGAGACCCCACCAAGGUUACAGCCAAAGGGCCUGGACUGGAAGCUAUAGGAAACAUAGCCAACAAACCUACGUACUUCGACAUAUACACUGCAGGGGCAGGAGUGGGAGAUGUGUCGGCUUUCAUCAAGGAUCCCCAGGGCAGACCGUUGGAGGCCAUGGUGGAGGAUAAGGGAGACAGUGUGUUCAGGUGUACCUACAAGCCCACCCAGCAAGGUCCUCACACAAUCACCGUCACCUUCGGAGGCAUCGCCAUACCCAAGAGUCCUUCUACUGUCAACAUUGGACCAGCGUCAAUGCCAGGGUCGUGUCGUGCCACAGGGCGUGGCCUCCAGCCCAGAGGUGUCAGAGUGAAACAGGUGGCUGACUUCAGAGUGGACACCAGGAACGCAGGGAGUGGGGAUCUCAAGGUCUCAGUCAAAGGCCCCAAAGGUAUGGAGGAGCCAGUGAAACAGAAGGAGUCUGGUGAUGGGGUGUUUAACUAUGACUAUUACCCUCACGCCCCUGGGAAGUACACUGUCACCAUCACCUGGGGAGGACAGCACAUCCCUAAGAGUCCGUUUGAGGUGGGGGUUGGUCCGGAGGCGGGCCCUCAGAAGAUCAGGGCCUGGGGGCCAGGUCUGGAGGGAGGCAUGGUGGGUAAAUCGGCUGACUUUGUGGCGGAAUCCAUCGGCACUGAUGUGGGAGUUCUGGGCUUUGCCAUCGAGGGCCCGUCCCAGGCUAAAAUAGAGUGUGAGGACCAGAACGAUGGUUCAUGUGAUGUGAAGUACUGGCCAUCGGAGGCAGGGGAGUACGCUGUCCACGUGAUGUGUGACGACGACGAUAUAGAGGAUAGUCCCUUCAUGGCCUACAUCGUCCCUGACAACCAGGACAUUAACCCCAGCUUGGUGAAGGCCUACGGUCCAGGCCUGGAGAAGAGUGGCUGUGUCAUCAACAAACCGGCAGAAUUCACCGUCAACACUAAGGAUGCUGGGACAGGCCCCCUGAAGAUCUCUGCCCAGAGUGCCGAGGGCGGUCCCCUCGACGUUAAGGUGAAGAAGACUGGAGACGGUGUCUACGCCUGUUCCUACACGCCCGUUGCCGCGGUCAAACACACAGUCGCCAUCACCUGGGCAGGAGUCAGUGUACCCAACAGUCCCUUCAGGGUGACUGUUGGGAAGGGCAGCCAUCCUCACAAGGUGAAGGUUUUCGGUCCAGGAAUAGAGAGGACUGGACUGAAGGCCAAUGAACCCACACACUUCACUGUGGACUGCACAGAGGCUGGGGAAGGGGACGUGAGUGUGGGUAUCAAGUGUGAUGCCAAUAUAAUCAGUGAUAAAGAGGAGGACGUGGACUUCGAUAUCAUCCCAAAUGCCAACGACACCAUCACUGUGAAGUACAUCCCUCCUGGAGCUGGACGGCUCACCAUCAAGGUCCUCUUCACUGACCAGGAGAUUCCCAUCAGCCCGUUCAGGGUCAAAGUGGAACCUUCCCAUGAUGCCACCAAGGUCAAGGCCGAGGGUCCUGGAGUGGCUCGUUCAGGAGUCGAGUGUGGCAAACCGACCCAUUUCACGGUGCACACUAAAGGAGCAGGCAAGGCUCCCGUGGACGUCCAGUUCACUGGUACUGGAAAGGGAGACGCCGUCCUAGACUUUGACAUCAUCGACAACUACGACUACUCCCAUACUGUCAAGUAUACUCCAAUACAACAGGGAGAGAUGGUAAUCAUCAUAACAUUUGGAGGAGAUGUCAUCCCCAAGAGUCCCUUUGCUGUGGGAGUGGCUGCUCCUCUGGAUGUCACCAAGGUCCAGGUCAACAACCUGGAUGGCAGAGUGGAGGUGGGGCAGGACCAGGAGUUUGUGGUGGACACCAAGGGAGCGGGAGGCCAGGGUAAACUGGAGGUGAAGAUCAGCAGCCCUAGCGGUAAGCUUGUCCCCUGUGUGUUGGAGGCUCAGCCUGGGAAGAGACCCGAGAACAGCACAGUGAAGUACAUCCCCAAGGAGGAGGGUCUCUAUGCUGUGGAAGUGAACUACGAUGGACACCCAAUCCCAGGCAGCCCCUUCCCUGUGGAGGCCACACUGCCUCCUGACCCCAGCAAGGUGAAGGCGUUUGGUCCAGGUCUGAAGGGCGGUUUGGUGGGUAAUCCCGCUGAGUUCACCAUCGACACUAAGGGUGCGGGGACCGGUGGCCUGGGCCUGACUGUGGAGGGGCCCACCGAAGCCAAGAUCGAGUGCUCUGAUAACGGGGACGGGACCUGUAGCGUGUCUUACCUUCCCACGGAGCCAGGAGAGUACCUGGUUAACAUCCUGUUUGAGGAGACCCAUAUCCCAGGAUCCCCCUUCCACUCUGAUGUCAACUGCCCCUUUGACCCCACCAAGGUGGUGGCAUCGGGCUCGGGGCUGAAGAGGGCCAAGGUGGGAGAGGUCAGUGUGGUGAAUGUGGAUUGUUCCAGGGCUGGACCGGGUCAACUCACCCUGGACGCUGCCUCUGACUCUGGCAACAAUAAGGCGAAGACCGAGGUGAUCGACAACAAAGAUGGCACCUACACAGUGACCUACGUGCCCCUGACCGCUGGGAUGUACACCCUGCUACUGAAGUACGGAGGCAAGGCUACGCCCGGAUUCCCUGCCAAGGUGAUGGUCGACCCUGCAGUGGACACAUCCAGAAUCCAGGUGUUUGGCCCCGGAGUGGAGGGACAAGCGUUGUUCCGGGAAGCUACUACGGAGUUCACAGUAGAUGCCAGGUCUCUGACUAAGAAGGGAGGUGACCACAUCAAAGCCCAGGUCAGAAAUCCCUCUGGUGCCAUGACUGACUGUAUCGUCACUGACAAGGCGGACGGGACCUAUGGCAUUGAGUACACACCCUUUGAAAAUGGAGUCCAUGCUGUGGAGGUGCUGUACGAUGAGUCUCCGGUCCCAAAGAGUCCCUUCCAGGUGGGGGUAGAGGAGGGCUGUGAUCCUACCAGGGUUCUGGCUAAGGGCCCCGGGCUCCAGGAGGCCAUCACAGAGGCCCCCAACAACUUCUCCAUCAUCACCAGAGGGGCAGGUAUCGGAGGCCUGGGCAUCACAGUCGAGGGCCCAUCGGAGUCUAAGAUGUCCUGUAAAGACAAUAAGGACGGCAGCUGUAACGUAGAGUACAUCCCAUUCGUCCCAGGCCUGUACGACGUUAACAUCACGUAUGGAGGACAACACAUCCCAGGCAGUCCAUUCAAGGUACCAGUGAAGGACAUGGUUGACCCCAGCAAGGUGAAGAUCUCAGGACCCGGCGUGAGCUCAGGUGUCCGCGCCAAUAUUCCACAAUCCUUUACUGUGGACUGCAGCAAGGCCGGGGUGGCUCCGCUGUCUGUAGCAGUCACCGCACCGAAAGGUGUGGCUGAGCCGGUGGAGGUGACAAACAACGGAGAUGGAACACACACUGUAGCCUACACCCCUUCAGUGGAGGGACCCUACUCUGUAGUGGUCAAGUACGCUGACGAGGAGAUCACACGCAGUCCCUUCAAGCUGCGAGUGCUGCCUACCCAUGAUGCCAGUAAGGUGGUGGCUAGUGGUCCAGGUCUAACCACCGGAGUGCCAGCCAGCUUUCCAGUGGAGUUCACCAUCGAUGCCAAGGACGCAGGAGAGGGACAACUAUCCGUCCAGAUCACAGACCAAGAUGGAAAGCCGAAGAGGGUUGGUAUCCAGGACAACUGUGACGGGACCUAUCUGGUGUCGUACGUACCUGACAAGGUGGGGCGGUACACCAUCGUGAUCAAGUACGGAGGAGAUGAGAUCCCUGCCUCGCCCUACCGGGUCAGAGCCACGUCCUCAGGAGACGCCAGCAAAUGCACUGUCACAGGUCCUGGUAUCGCCCCCAUCAUCGCAGUCGGGGAAGAGGUGGGCUUUGUGGUGAACGCUAAGGCAGCUGGGAAGGGGAAGGUGACAUGUAUCGUGGUGACGCCGGAUGGGACCGAGGUGGAGGCUGAUGUCAUCCAGAACGAGGAUGGAACAUUCGAUAUCUUCUACACCGCCCCGACCCCCGGGAACUAUGUCAUAUACGUACGAUUUGGAGGGGAGAACGUCCCCAAGAGCCCCUUCAAAGUCAUGGCGACUGAUGAGGAUCCAAUGAUGCAGCAACAGUCAGCCAAUCAGCAGUCAGCUGCUCCUGGAGCCGCCGGAUUCCAGCCCUGGGUACAGAGUAGAGAAACACCUCUAUCCUUCCUUCCUUCCCUCCAGCCCUGGGUCACAGACGGGUCCUAUAACCCAGCCAACCGUAUGAACGGAACAGGUUUCAGGCCCUUCGACAUGGUCAUUCCUUUCGCCUUCCGCAAGGGAGAGAUCACAGGUGAGGUCCACAUGCCGUCGGGGAAGACUGCUCAGCCUGAGAUCAUGGACAACAAGGACGGGACAGUCACAGUGAAGUUUGCCCCCACUGAGGCCGGUCUACACGAGAUGCACAUCAAGUACAACGGAACGCACAUUCCAGAGUCUCCUCUACAGUUCUAUGUGAACAACGCCAACAGUGCCAAUGUGACUGCCUCCGGUCCCGGUCUGGUCUACGGCGUCGCCAACAAGACUGCCAUGUUCACCAUCUACACAGAGGAUGCUGCCGAGGGAGGUUUGGACUUGGCCAUCGAGGGUCCUUCCAAGGCAGAUAUCACCUGUGUGGAUAAUAAAGAUGGUACCUGCACAGUGACCUACCUACCUGUUCUCCCUGGAGACUACCAUAUCCUGGUCAGAUACAACGACAAGCACAUCGCUGGCAGCCCCUUCAACGCUAGGAUCACCGAGGAGAAACGUUGUUCCCAGUUGAAGUUGGGUUCUGCAGCUGACUUCUCCCUGGACAUUGCAGAAACUGACCUGUCUCUACUUACCGCCAGCAUCAAAGCCCCCUCUGGCCGCGACGAACCCUGUCUGCUCAAGAGACAGCCCAAUAACCACAUCGGUAUUUCCUUCAUCCCGAGGGAGGUUGGGGAGCACGUGGUGAGCAUCAAGAAGAAUGGCUGCCAUGUUCCCAACAGCCCCAUCACAAUCAUGGUUGUGCAAUCUGAGAUCGGCGACGCCUCCAAGGUCAAGGUGUACGGACAGGGGCUGGUCGAGGGACACACCUUCGACAUGUCUGACUUUGUGGUGGACACACGAGAAGCAGGUUACGGGGGUCUGGCCCUAUCUGUAGAGGGGCCCAGUAAGGUGGACAUCCAGACCCAGGAUGUGGAGGAUGGGACAUGUGUCGUCUCCUACUGCCCGUCAGAACCAGGCUCCUACAUCGUCUCCGUACGCUUCGCUGACCAACACGUGCCAGGCAGUCCGUUCGCGGUGAAGGUGACAGGUGAGGGCCGUAUCCGAGAGAGCAUCACCAGGAGACAGAAGGCUGCUUCCAUCGCCACUGUCGGUAGUGUCUGUGACCUCAACCUCAAGAUACCAGAGAUCGACAUCCAUGACGUGUCAGCCCAGGUAACCAGUCCCUCUGGCGCCACAGAGAAGGCAGACAUGGAGGCGGUGGGGCCCAGCACCUACUGCGUACGCUUCGUUCCCCAUGAGAUGGGAAUUCACACGGUGGAUGUGAAAUACAGGGACCAGCACAUUCCAGGGAGCCCCUUCCAGUUCACUGUGGGGCCCCUGGGAGAGGGAGGGGCUGGGAAGGUCAGGGCCGGUGGACCAGGCCUGGAGAAGGCCGAGUGUGGAGUACCAGCUGAGUUCAGUAUCUGGACACGGGAGGCUGGUGCCGGUGGUCUGUCCGUCGCUGUAGAGGGGCCCAGCAGAGCUGAGAUCUCCUUUGAAGACAGGAAGGAUGGAUCCUGUGAGGUGUCCUACGUAGCUCAGGAGCCUGGUGACUACGAGGUGUCAGUGAAGUUCAACGAGGAGCACAUCCCAGACAGUCCGUACCUUGUGCCUGUCAUGGCGCCUACGGACGAUGCCCGCCGUCUCACUGUUGCUAGUCUUCAGGAGUCUGGACUCAAGGUAAACCACCCAGCAUCCUUUGCGGUACAUCUGAACGGUGCCAAGGGAACCAUCGACGCCAAGGCCCACUCACCCUCUGGCGCUCUGGAGGAAUGUGCUGUGUCUCAGCUAGAGCAAGAUAAGUAUGCUAUCAGGUUCAUUCCACGUGAGAACGGGCUCCACUCCGUCGACGUCAAGUUCAAUGGCAGCCACAUCCCCGGGAGCCCCUUCCAGGUGCGGGUGGGAGAGCCUGGUCAGAGUGGAGACGCAGGGCUGGUCACUGCACACGGAGCUGGACUGGAGAGAGGGACCACAGGCCAGCAGUCAGAGUUCAUCAUCAACAACACCAAGGCGGGCCCCGGGGCCCUGGCGGUGACGAUUGAGGGCCCCUCCAAGGUCAAGAUGGACUGCCAGGAGUGUUCAGAGGGAUACAAGGUCCAGUACACUCCCAUGGCCCCUGGGAACUACCUGGUUUCCAUCAAAUACGGAGGACCCAACCACAUCACUGGCAGCCCCUUCAAGGCCAAAGUCACAGGUCAGCGCCUGGUGAAUGUGAGUAAUGCCAGUGAGACGUCCUCCCUGAUGGUGGAGUCAGUAACCAAAUCAUCCAGUACCAACUCCCACAGCGCCCUGCCUCGUUCUGCCUCCGACGCCAGUAAGGUGGCCACCCGUGGCCCAGGCCUCAGCAAGGCCUACAUGGGUCAGAGAGCCAGCUUCUCUGUCGACUGCAGCAAGGCUGGUAAGAACAUGUUGCUGGUUGGCGUCCACGGCCCCCACAUCCCCUGUGAGGAGGUAUCAGUGAAACACAUGGGGAACAUGCAGUACAACGUCUCCUAUAUCCUCAAGGAGAAGGGCGACUACAUCCUGGUUGUGAAGUGGGGCGAGGAUCACGUCCCCGGCUCCCCCUUCCAUGUCACUGUCCCCUAGAAGCUCCGAAUGGCACCCUAUUCCCUCUGUAGUGCACUACGUUGACCAGUACUGCAUGAGGAAUAGUGUACACUUUACUGUCCUCUAUUCACCUCUAUCCCAUUUGUCUACCAGACGGUCCUCUAUCCCAUUUGUCUACCAGAUGGUCCUCUAUCCCAUUUGUCUACCAGACGGUCCUCUAUCCCAUCUGUCUACCAGACUGCCAUGGAGGGGAGGAGGCAGAUAUUUGUUAAACCACAAAACCCCUUAAUACACCCUAUAGUUAUUAUUAUGAAUGGAACAAUUUGCACUCAACAAUAUUUCAUAAUAUAGUUUAAAGUAAAUGAAUGUCAUUGUUAUCAACUAAAUAUGUCAAAACAAGUUAACCGAGCCCAAGUGAUUAAGUCAAGACUUAAGUUUUUGUUUACUACUGACGGUUGUGGUGAUUGUACAGCAACACUAUAGAUGUUAUCCUAUGUUUUCAGCCUAAACACCUGUGAUUCAGCCAUGCUGAAUGCUGCACAAGAUCACCACUCAACCAAUCCCUAAUUGUUCUGUUUCUACAAACUACUGUUUUUGUGUGUGUGUGUGUAGACUGGACUGCGACAACUGUCUUCAUGUAUGGUGGGUUAAAAAUGCGCUCUGCAAAAGCUGGAAUGUUCUGGGGUUUUGUACUAUCAUAUUCAGACCUGUUCUUUAUUUAGCUGUUGUUCCUAAGUCUUACGUAUUAAUAACUAUGUAAUGUAGGUCGAUAGGAAAAGAGAUGCAACUGAACUAAAUGGUAGUCUACUCUCUUAACAUUGGACUUUGUUGUAAUCUGAUUUGAUUUCUGUUCAGCUGUUGAAUUAGCAUUUUGACCUUAAUCUGUACGUCAACUCUUCUCUUACCAAAAAAAAAGAAUCCGUCUCGAGGACUUUGCCAAUCCCUGUCCUUAUCACCUGUAUCUUCAGCAAUAACUUCUGAGAAUAAAUAUGUAUUUGUACUUUC